This is a messenger RNA of Synchytrium microbalum, 201 nucleotides long. RefSeq lists its product as uncharacterized. The coding region runs from base 1 to 201 and encodes 66 amino acids. Lineage: Eukaryota; Fungi; Chytridiomycota; Chytridiomycetes; Synchytriales; Synchytriaceae. The transcript has 3 exons. The record is from RefSeq and is a predicted model, not a curated record. Gene Ontology annotation, cellular component: spindle; centrosome.
AUGCAAGCAAGCAUUCCACAAGUUCCAGAGUCAUUGCUCCAAAAGUCUGUUGAUGCUGAACUGUACGAUCUGGCCGCGUCUUCUGGACUUAUAAUACGUCAGGAUGUCUUUAAGAUUAUCUUGGAGCUAGUCAGGCUCAAUGUACCUCCUACCGCAAUUGUCGACGCUCUAAGAGAUAUGGCUCAUGCCAAGAAACAAUAG